GCCAAGGGAGAAACAGUUUGUUUUGAUGCUUGCAUAAUAACAACCGGCAGGCACAAUGGGAGACACAUCGGGUCAUCAGGAUGACAUUUUUUAGUUUAAAUUAAAUGUGUUUUUCGGUUUUUUGUCGUUUUUCUCAAUGUUCAAAAUAAUCGCAAAAAUUUGUUUAAACGAAGAGAAGCCAUUGCUGUUUACGGUCUCAAACGUACAAUCGAUAUAAAAGUUUCUCAUUCGGCAAUAGUUUGCCUUGAGUUUUCUUCCCAGGCUAUUCAAAGUAGCUUCCAGCACUAUGUAUUUUGUAGCUGUUUUACAUGAAUUUCCAAAAUUUAAAAGAUUUCCACUUCAGGGAUAUUGGCAGAAUGUUGUAAUGCUUUCGAACACGCCUAAACCAGCACAGGAUGGUUUAAUUGCAAUAGCAAAUGAAGCUAAGAUAGAAGAACCAAGCUUGCCUUCCGAGCAGCUCUGCUUCCUACCGGAUGCAGAUAUGCAACGCACGUUGGUGGAAACGGAAAGCUCACUAAAAACGGAGCAACCCCCACAGUUCGUUACAAUUGACACAGCACUUUUCCACUCGAACCAAUCGCGAUGUAGCAGCAGUCAAGAGCUGGAAGGAUCCGCUUCUGAUGAUAGCGACGUCACCCUUAACGACAUAGAUUCCUAUGAAUUUUUCGAAAACGAUCGAAUUUCGCUUUGUUCCUAUAGUGGCCUACCUACUAAGCAGCUCAGGCGAAGACUAUUACCACCGGUAAAAAAGCGGAAGUACGACUAUGUUCAGUCCAAGGUAAAACAGUACGUUAAAUCGAAAGCCGCACACUAAACAAGCGAUAUGGGGAUAGCAGCAA
Messenger RNA from Anopheles stephensi (Asian malaria mosquito), 839 nucleotides. RefSeq lists its product as uncharacterized. The transcript is spliced from 2 exons. The coding region runs from base 287 to 814 and encodes 175 amino acids. Lineage: Eukaryota; Metazoa; Arthropoda; Insecta; Diptera; Culicidae. The record is from RefSeq and is a predicted model, not a curated record.